AGAGUAUGUAACCACUACGUCAUCCAUCAAUCAAGUCUAUUUAUUUACAGUCAACGAACGAGGACGGUCUUCACUUUUAUAACUGAUAUUUUAUCUCUUUGAAUGUGGACGGCGGCACGGCGGUGGUGCGAUCAGUGUUAUCCAAAAGAACAUUUGAAUGUCAACCUUUAAUAGCUUCAAAUUUCUAAGAAUCGCAUACCAUGAGCUAGGCUAUUCUAUCCGCGUGUAGAGCUGGAUGUGGUGGUGUAUGUAAAUAAUUUACUCUAUUUUUAUCAAACUUCAGAGGAAAUAGGGCGACUGUGUACAUGACUAACAAUAACGAACAAAAUGGCCGCCAGCCUCCUCUACCGCCACAACAGACAUCAAUUCGACAAUCUACAGAUCAACAAAAUCAACAGAUUAGGAAAUGUCGUGACUUUGUUUGGGGCAUAUGCACUAAAGGUGCUCAAUGUAAAUUUCGACACGAGUUAGAUGUCGAAUAUAUGAAAGAGAUUUUGAGGUUCUGUCACGACUAUCAAAACAAAACUGGCUGUACUAGAUCAGAUUGCACAUACUUGCACGCAAGUAGAGAAGAAGAAAACCUCUUUCUAACCGCAGGACAAAUACCCAGAGCUCUGGCGGAAAGAUAUGCAGCUAUGUCUAACGCACCGAUGAGCAUGUAUGUGAACGAGUAUAUAGCUCAAGCACCACCGCCACCUCCGCCGCCACCGCCGCCGCCUCCACCGCCAAGUUCUGCAUUGCCACCACUUCCAGUAUCUAUACCUACUUUAUUUGCUCCGCCGCCGCCUCCACCGCCGCCGCCGCCGCCGCCAACCACAGCUGUUGCACCUGUUCAGAUGACACCACCCAUAUUCUCAGCUCCACCUGCCUUUAAUGCUUCUGCUAUGUUUACUGCAACUCAGCCACCACCACCAUUGCCACAUAUGUUUGAUGCUAGCAGACCUCCUCCUCCAUUGCCAACUAAUGCAACUCCAAACAAAAAUGGCGCCAUCAAACGUUCUGCAGAACUUUCUGAUGAGGCCGGGCCAAGCAAAACCAAGAAAGCGGACUGCGUCAAAGUUGACGGCUGCGAAAACUGUAUCCAGCGGGAACUCAGGUCUGAGCUGUACCGCCAGGAAUUGCAGAAGCUGGAGUGUGAGCAUGAAUAUCAGUCCUACAUAUUCGAGAAGAAGUCUGCUGAGUAUGCCAAUGGUAGACUGUUGCUGAAGUCAGCUGUCAGCUCAGAUUGGUUCCGGAUUUUGGAUGAGUAUAUAGAGGAGUCAUCUGAGCCGGCGCAAAUUCAUGAUCUGCUAACCCAGUUUAAUCAAACCCCUUCAUUUGCUUCUGAAACUUCUACCGUGCCAAGACAAUUUCUACUGCAAUUGAUCGAGUGCGUUUUUCGUAAUCAACGACCUGUUGUAGAAACGCCGCCUGUACCAGUCGGAAUGGAAGAAUCUCCACUAUUACAGUCACUGGCUGGAUUCACCAGAAGAGCCAAUCCGAUUAAUCAUAUGUCUACCGACGUCAUCCAAACUAUGUUGGAAGUUUUAAGAAAUUCUGCGGCAUUAACAAAUGAAAGAAGCCUAAACGAAUCGCGCGCAAAAGAACUUUUAAAUACGGAACGAAGCAGGCCAAGUGCUUCAAAUGUUAGCAACAAUAAUUUUGGACAAUUUAUCAAUGGACAUACAACAGACAGUGCCACUUUGGCAUCUAUUACGACUCCUACAAGAUAUCCAUGCACAACCAACAUAACGGUGCGAACAUUCGCCAGUGGAAUGGUCAACACAGUGGCUUCAGCUUCGUCUCAUUCACACCCACCGACGGCGGUAUACUUGACUAAUGCGCCUCACCUGCCGAAUACACCCCUUACUUCUGCUGCACCCCGUCCACCGACUGCCCCUCAUCCAACGCCGGCCCCUCAUCCCCCGGCUGCUCCCCAUCCUCCAAGCGCACCACAUCCCCCGACUGCGCCUCAUCCCCCUAGUGGUCCUCAUCUUCCACAAGCAUCUCAUCCUUUAACUGCACCCCAUCCGCCUAGUGCUUCCCAUCCACCGACUGCCCCGCAAUCACACGUGAGAGCAGUGACUACGCCGUCAACGUAUUUACCGUACCAGCCGGCUGUUCCUCCACCACCUACGAGAGGUUACUAUCCACAAGCUUAUCCUUCUACGUCAAGUAGUGUACAAAAUGCCCAUCAAACAUAUCCAAACUUUCCUGUGCGAGUGGCAGUAAAUCCUCAAAUGGCUCGUUCUUCAACGGCAACGACGGCGACGGCGACUGCGACGGCACCAGCACCGUCGGCGCAUAAUGCACAAAAUUAUAACGCGUAUCUUAUGGCCAGAUAUCCUCCCCAGCCACCUUUUGGUCCAUACCAAUAACAUUGCGGUAUGUACAUUCAAUAUUCAAUAUGAUCAGUCCAAAGCACAAAGAUAAAUAAUUUAUGACGACGCUCUCUACAGCGAAAUUUAUUGCGAAUGCUGAUGAAAUAUUAUUAUUAUGUUGACUAAGCAAGAUGGUUAAUAUGUGUAUUUUGUGCAAAGUCAACCUUAAAGGAUUUUCUUAAUUUAGAAGGGUACAGGGACAAAACAAGGAAUGCUACUUACACAAGUUUUUGUAUAAUACUUAGAAUAGUUACACCUAGAACGAUAGUUCUCUUCAAAACGCUCUGUCAAAAGUGAAACAAGAUUCAAAUUGAUGUGUGCAUAAGAUUCCUGUAUUUACGGUAGACGUAUCGCACACAUUGAAAAAAUAAUGCUGACAUUACAUUAAAUUUUCCCUAUAAGUGGGGAAACACACAGCUAUUUAAAGCCUCUUACUUAAUUUUUGAAAUAUUAUAUUGUUAAGUUCCUUGUGCUUUUCUAAUGUACUGUGACAUCUGUGCACAAUCCGUCAUUGUUAAUAAAAAUAUCGCCAGUAGUUUUCAAUACGAAAUGACCUUGAGCACUGAUAGAUUCUAGAUGUAAUUAUUCUGAGGUAUACACACGUACCUUUUAUUUGUUUUUGCUUGACGUUUUGGCAGGGUUAAACCUGCCAUGGUCACCAGCAGUGUCUGCUUCUAACCAUGGCGGAUGUAAUCCCGUGAAACAGUAAAGUAAUAAUAUGUAAUGCGAAAGUUUAAAAAUAAAAUGUCCUUUAGAACCCAUACGGAGUAUAUAUGUGUAUGGGUGACGCCUUCAAAAUAGGCUUGUGUCUGUUGCUGUACUAAUUGGCAAGUUAUUUUGGUAGGUGAUUCUUCUACAUUCUGGUUUUCUUCUUCGCUUAUGCAUGAUGAAGUGAUGUUAGGUAGUGGCACAUUUUUGGUAGUCCGCAGCAGUACCAUAAAAUUCAGUAUCUGCCUUACUUGAAUGGUUGCCGUACUUAAUGUAUAUUUCAUUUUUGUGUGACAUUCCUUGUUUUGCCCCUGUUCCCUUUAUGAUGUAUAAAAAAAAAUAACAUGAGGCUUUUCGAAAGCUGCGAACUUUUAAGACUGAUAGGUUAUAACAUUAUAUAAUAAUAUAUUUUUAUAAUAGAUCUUGAAUUUUAGGCCAGUUCAGAUAACGUUUGGACACUAAAAAAUGUUAACCGUAUAUCGUACCAAUGACGUCAUUCCCAAAAU
Spodoptera exigua (beet armyworm) is the source of this 3574-nucleotide messenger RNA. Lineage: Eukaryota; Metazoa; Arthropoda; Insecta; Lepidoptera; Noctuidae. The record is from the annotation of a GenBank genome assembly.